This is a messenger RNA of Penicillium pulvis, 3234 nucleotides long. It is a transcript of the gene chsB, whose product is annotated as chitin synthase class II. Gene Ontology annotation, cellular component: cell septum; cell periphery. Gene Ontology annotation, molecular function: chitin synthase activity. NCBI's taxonomy places the organism in Eukaryota, Fungi, Ascomycota, Eurotiomycetes, Eurotiales, Aspergillaceae. The transcript has 3 exons. The record is from RefSeq and is a predicted model, not a curated record. Bases 1 to 3234 code for a protein of 1077 amino acids.
AUGAAUCGUCACCCGCCCUCCAGCUUCGGGGAUGAGCCCCCGUCUUAUGACCAAGAGACUUCUUCGUUCUUAUCCGAAGCAGAAUCUCCGUCGCGCCAAACUGGCCCGACAAUGCGCCUGCUUCCUACUAGUGGUGAGGAGUAUGGUGACUUGAGCGAAAGCCCAACAGCCGGCUCGCCAUUCUAUCAACAAGGCUAUAACCAAGUCUAUGACCAAGACUUUGACACAACUCCAACCGGACAAACACAAGAAUAUGAUAGUCGAUUUUACCAGGUACCGAGCGCCAGCUCGCCUUCACGUCCCGCGUCAAGCUUGUCUGGCGUCCCGAAUAUGCCCCCACCAACUGCCAGUCUAGCCGACCCUUCAGUCUACCCAUCAAUACCGCCACGCACAGGGUCUCCCAUUCGACCAUGGAGCCCAGGACAUGUUCGACCUCCAUCUGUUUCGAGCGUUGGAUAUGAACGCGCCGAUCUCAAUGGCAGUCCUCGACCGGGUACCUCGAGCUCACGCUACACAGGUAGUCCUCGACGACCACUGCCCCCGGCUCCAUUAUUCUCUGGGCCUACCGCAUCUAUGGGAGCAGAUAGCAGCAUCGAUAUUGGCGACAUGAGCGAAGACCCCUUCGGUGAUCCCUUUGGUGGCGGUGGCCAGACCAUCAGCCACAACUCCCGCGGCAGUGUACGAUCAUUCCAGAGCGAAUCAACUUUUAUGGGCGACGAAAAGGACGCUAUGUCCAAGAUUGAUCUAGAUGAGGAAUAUGAUGAAGCCAGCCUGGAUCCGAAUAUGCAUUACGGUCCCGCCCCCGACAAACAGGCUCGCCGAGGUGUCCGUGAUGCUCAGGUGUCGAAGAAGGAGGUUCAGCUGGUUAAUGGUGAACUGAUCCUGGAGUGCAAGAUUCCCACCAUUCUGCACAGUUUCCUUCCUCGCCGCGAUGAGCGUGAGUUCACUCAUAUGAGAUACACCGCUGUGACCUCCGACCCCGACGACUUUACUAGCCGUGGUUACAAGCUUCGACAGCAGAUCGGCAGCACUGCUCGUGAGACUGAGUUGUUUAUUUGUAUUACCAUGUACAACGAAGACGAGAUCGGUUUCACCCGAACUAUGCAUGGUGUCAUGCGUAACAUCAGCCACUUGUGCUCCCGUACCAAGUCUCGUACUUGGGGUAAAGACGGAUGGAAGAAGAUUGUCGUCUGCAUUAUUUCUGAUGGUCGUAAGAAGGUCCACCCUCGCACUCUUAACGCUCUGGCUGCUCUUGGUGUUUACCAAGAGGGUAUUGCCAAGAACGUUGUCAACCAGAAGGAGGUCCAGGCCCACGUCUACGAGUACACCACUCAGGUAUCGCUCGACUCUGAUCUGAAGUUCAAGGGAGCUGAGAAGGGUAUUGUGCCUUGUCAAGUUAUUUUCUGUCUGAAGGAGCACAACCAAAAGAAGUUGAACUCCCACCGUUGGUUCUUUAACGCUUUCGGUCGCGCCCUCCAGCCCAACAUCUGUGUUCUUCUUGAUGUUGGUACUAAGCCAGAUCCUACUGCCUGUUAUCAUUUGUGGAAGGCCUUUGACAAUGACUCCAACGUCGCCGGUGCUGCCGGAGAGAUUAAAGCCGGUAAGGGCAAGGGCAUGCGUGGUCUGCUCAACCCUCUCGUGGCUAGUCAGAACUUCGAAUACAAGAUGUCCAACAUUUUGGACAAGCCCCUAGAGUCUGUCUUUGGUUAUAUUACUGUGUUACCUGGUGCGCUCAGUGCCUACCGAUUCUUCGCUCUCCAGAACGAUGCCGAUGGCAAUGGCCCCCUCAACCAGUACUUCAAGGGUGAAACCCUUCACGGUCAGGAUGCUGAUGUCUUCACUGCCAACAUGUACCUGGCCGAGGACCGAAUUCUUUGCUGGGAGUUGGUCGCCAAACGAGAAGAGAAGUGGGUGUUGAAGUUCGUCAAGAGUGCCGUUGGUGAGACUGAUGUGCCGGAUACCGUUCCUGAGUUCAUCUCGCAACGUCGACGUUGGUUGAACGGUGCAUUCUUCGCGGCUGUGUACUCCAACGUCAAUGCUAGCCAGAUCUGGAAGACUGAUCACAGUAUUGGUCGUAAAAUUUUGCUUCACAUUGAGUUUGUGUACCAAUUCUUCAACCUCCUCUUCACCUACUUUGGUUUGGCAAAUUUCUACUUGGCUUUCUACUUCAUCGCUGGCUCUUUGACUGACGAAAAACUUGAUCCUUUUGGCCACAAUAUGGGCAAAUGGAUUUUCUAUGUACUACGUUAUGCCUGCACCUUGACCAUGUGCCUGCAGUUCAUCAUUUCUCUGGGUAAUCGUCCGCAAGGUGCCAAGAACCUCUACUUGACUAGUUUCAUCGUCUACGCUAUCAUCAUGGCCUACACCAUCUUCUGUACCCUUUAUCUCUUGGUACUGGAGUUGGAGGCGCGUGCAGGAGUUGGCGAUAGUUCCCUCACAGUCAGCAGCACCUUGCUGAUGGAAAUUGUCAUCUCCAUGUUGUCAACUGUCGGCCUGUACUUCUACAUCUCCAUCCUUUACCUCGACCCAUGGCACAUGAUUACCUCCUCACUCCAAUACUUCUUGUUGAUGCCAAGUUACAUCUGCACACUGCAGGUGUACGCCUUCUGCAACACUCACGAUGUUACUUGGGGUACAAAAGGUGACAACGUCAUCAACCGCGAUCUUGGUACUGCAAAGACCAUCGACGGCAAAACCGUCUUGCUGGACAUGCCAUCAGAGCAACUCGAUAUUGACAGUGGCUACGAUGCUGCCCUCCGCAACCUCCGUGAUCGCCUCGAGGUUCCCGAGCCCCCACUCAGCGAUGCCCAAAUGCAAGAAGAUUACUACCGUGCCGUGCGUACGUACAUGGUCGCAGUCUGGAUGAUAGCCAACCUUGUUCUUGCCAUGGUCGUCACCCAGAUCUAUGGUGUAGACUCGGGCGGCACAAACAUCUACCUCUCAAUCAUUCUAUGGUCUGUGGCCGGUCUUGCCCUGAUCCGUGUCGUUGGCUCAACAACGUACGCCCUUUUGCACCUAAUCCACAAGAUCGUCGAAACAAAAACCAAGUUCGACGCUGGAAACCUCACGAACUUCGCUCCCAGCGUUUUCAGUGGAAGUAGUACCGGCGCAAGUGAGCGCACUGCUCAGAAGCCUGUCCGGUACAGCGGCAAGCCGAGUUUCAAGGAUCGUAUGAAUGAGGCUAGAUGGGCCGCUGGUCGGACAGCUGGAAAAGCGAUGUUCUGGCGCAAGUAG